AGGAGAAUCAAUAGUUUAGUGAAAUCCUUAACGACCGACGCUACUCAUUGCACCCCACCAAGUAAGUGAGAGAAAAAGAAGAAAGAAAAGUUAAAUAAUACAACAAACAAGAAAAGAAAAAAAAAAAGAAGAAAAGUGAGUAGCAACUACAACAACUCUACUAUAAUUGCUUUAGAAAGGGAUCCCAAUGUUGCACCCUCACCAACCGCCAUUGCUUCAUCUUCAAGCCUCUUAUCCACUUAUGUCCCAUUUGUCACUUGUAUAAUAAAUAGAUCUAUGAUGGAAUUCAAUACCAAUAAAAGAAAAGCAGUGGUUGCUCCAGGCUCAGUGUGGGAAACCAGAAUGAAGAAUGAUCAAGUUAAAGGCGGAAUCAAAGUGUUCAAACAAGAAGAACAAAAUGCUGUUACUUCUAAUUCUAGAGUUAAAAGAACCUCAAUUGUGCCUAGAAAAACUUGGACUCCAGUUCACAAGAAUUCGGAGGAACAACAGAGAAGCCCAAUUCAAUCAAGAAAGCUAAGAUCUGAUACACAAAAAGUUGGUGAAUUGAAGAAGAUCAAAUCAGAUCCGAAUCCGAUCAAGAAGAAUUCAACUUCUACUGAUUCAAUUCAAUUGAGCAAGUCGAAGUCUGAAUUGGAUCAAGUUCAAGAAAAUGAGGUUGAUGAUGAAUUGAGUGGUGGUGAUGGUGAGUCUGAAAAGAUUGAAACUGAGAAAGAACAAGAGAAUGUUGAGAAUUGUGAAGAGAAAGAGAUGUCGCAUGAAAAUUCGGUUCGUGUUAGUAAUGACGAGGAGAUUGAGAUUGAGAAUGAGACAAAAUGCUUUGAUGUCAAGGAAAUUACUAUUCCAGAAAAAGAUAAGGUUGUUGUUGGGAAUGAAGUAGAACCAGAACAAGAACCAGAAAAGGAUAAGGUUGUUGUGAAUGAACGAGAACCAGAACCAGAACCAGAACCAAAACCAGAAACAAAAAAGGUUGUGAAUGCAAACAUGCGAUUUCAUCACAAAAAUGAAACAAGAGUUACAAGACCAAUUUCUGUACCUCUGGUAGUCAAGCAAUCCUCUACAAUCAGAAGGAAUUCAACAAUUUACCAAAAUUCGAAUUCGGUUCCAAAGCCAAAGGAAAAAGAACACAGUAGCAUUCCACAAACCCAAAGCAAGUUGCAGAGUCUAGUGGAUUUGAUAAUGUGGAAAGAUGUUUCAAGAUCAGCAUUUGUGUUCGGGGUUGGAACAUUUGUUAUAGUCUCAUCUUCUUAUGCAAAGGAUCUUAAUUUGAGUGUUAUUUCUGCAAUGUCCUAUGUUGGUCUUGUCUAUCUUGCGGUUAUCUUUCUGUAUAGAUCCCUAAUUUGCAGGGGUGUCAUAGAUGUACAAGACUCAAAUUAUGUAGUAGGAGAAAAAGAUGCAAUUUGGAUGCUGCAGUUGGUCCUACCAUAUUUGAAUGAAUUCUUGUCCAAGCUCAAAGCACUUUUCUCAGGAGAUCCUGGUACCACAAUGAAGUUGGCAAUUUUUCUGUUUGUUUUGGCUAGAUGUGGCAGUUUCAUAACUAUAUGGAAGAUGGCCAAAUUCGGGUUCUUUGGAGUUUUUAUAGUACCAAAGAUCUGCUCUUCGUAUUCAGCACAGUUAACUGCAUAUGGAAAUUUUUGGAUUCGUCGAUUUCGGGAUGCAUGGGAUUCUUGCACUCACAAGAAAGCCGUGGCUCUUGGCAUCUUCGGUCUUGUAUGGAAUCUGUCAUCGGUUGUUGCUCGCAUUUGGGCAGUUUUCGUGUUAUUUGUGGCAUUUAGAUACUAUCAGCAACACUAUAUGGUGAGGGAAGAAUGUGUGGAAGAUGAAACAGAAUGUGAAGAAACAUGGGAACAACCCAAUAAAGUAAAGAAAGGAUUCUAAAACGAUGAUAUUCGUGGAACCUAUUGCAAGCUACCACAUUUACUCUUUUCCUACAAUGUUUUCUCCUUUUCUUUAUAUUCUAUAUAUUCAUAGCUAUAGUUUUAAGCUUGUAAAUUUUGUUUAUUUGAUAAGUCCGGUUCAAUAGCAAAAGGGAAUAAUAAAGCUUGGAUGCUCAUGUUAUGUAAUUAGCAUUCAGUUAUAGCUAUAGAAAUUUGUUUUCAUUAAUUCUCAUCACCUAUUAAAAAAGUUUUUAUUUGGCCUGACCAAUUUAUUUUUGAUAUUUCUUAAUGCACCCU
Vicia villosa (hairy vetch) is the source of this 2171-nucleotide messenger RNA. Its product is annotated as reticulon-like protein B21. NCBI's taxonomy places the organism in Eukaryota, Viridiplantae, Streptophyta, Magnoliopsida, Fabales, Fabaceae. The record is from RefSeq and is a predicted model, not a curated record. The transcript has 9 exons. Bases 277 to 1875 code for a protein of 532 amino acids.